AUGGAAAAGUUAUCAAAUCUAUCUUUAUCUAAUCUAUUACUAUCACAAAUCAUAUCAGGUAUUGAUGAUAAUGUAGAUAUAAUAUGUUUGUUGUUAACUUGUAAAAAGUUGUAUUAUAAUCGUAGUUUGAAAAGAUCGAUUAGUUUCAAUGGAAUAGAAGCUUUCAAUAACAAGGGAGAGACAUCAAAACAGUUUAUAGCAACAGUUAAUCGGUUCAAUCUCAUGUCAUUUCAAGAUAUCUUGGAGAAUAGUAUACCUGACCAUCAGGUAAUAAGUAGAAUGUCUGGAGAACUUGAUGAUGAUAAAUACCCAAAAUGGAUACAAGAUAGGAUCAUUUAUGAAAACAGGGUCGACAAGAUAGGCAUCACAACAGCUAUUGUCGGCUACUCCUUUCUAGACAAUGAUAUUGAGUCAUCACAACAACAACCCCUCUAUGACACGGUACCAUCGAUCAAGACACUAUUCAUCUGCCACUACGAUACUCUGGAUCUUGUAUCUUUUCCACUACCACCACAACUCCAACACCUCUCUGUUGAUACUGAAGGGUUAAAGUUUGGUCCUCACACAUCACUCAAGUCUCUUGUAGUGGGAUACAAAGACGAAACUCAUCUAGACAGGUUGGGACUCACCCAAUUGGUAUCUUUGACGGAUCUUAGCAUCAAGGGUUACAAUACUUUUGGACUUGGACCAGGUCUAUUGCCAAGCACUCUGACUUGUUUAUCUUUAAAGUUGAUAAGUGUACCCCCACGAGAUACAUUCGCUUUGUUGACAUCGCUUGUCAAACUAAAGAUCAGCUUUUCAAUAGAUCAAGUGGAAGAACACCCACAAUUCAUCGAUCUAGAGGAUAUAAGUACUUUAGAGACAUUCAAGUUUUUUGAAAAUGCAGGAAACGACAUCGAGAUUAGUCUACCACCUUCACUCAAGGUUCUUGACUUUUUGUCCUAUUCCACGUUCAUCGCGUCAAGAUGUACCAUGCCACUAUUGGAGAGACUAUACGUUGAUUCUGACCAAUUGAUAAGUAUCUCUGCAAUGUCAUCACCUUUUCUCAAGAAACUGACUAUUCGUUUUUGCCAACAAACCAUUCCAGACAAUGUCAUCCCGUCCACUCUUGAAAAGCUAACAUUGCAUCAAUACAAAAAAGGAUGUCUUGGAAAUGUUGUGUUGCCAUCAUCGCUCAUUCAUCUAUCCAUCAAGGGAUAUUACGAACCUGUCCAACUCCCACAAUCACUCGUCAAACUAAAGCAAGUGGGAGACAACUUGUCUCAGGUACAACUAAAUAGCCAAGAUGCAUAUUCUGUGAUCCCAUCAUCCUGUCCACCUCCAUAUCUUGAAACACUAAACCUUUUACCCACUUGGAAUCUUACUAUCGUUGAGGAUUUACCACCAACUAUUAAAUAUCUAUCAAUAUCAUUAAUCCCUGCAACUGAAUCCUCUUCAAUCUAUUCAAUCGCCUCUAGUUUUAACGAAUCCAUUAUCACCCAACAACACCAAUGGUUAUCAACCAAUACUACACAUCUAACUUGCAGACUUUCCAUGCCGAAUCAAAUUGACUUAAAGAAAGCGAUUUUUAGAUUAGAUCAAGUAAUCAAUCACACUAAUGUUAGAUAUUUGUCAAUCAACAUUGGUAAGAUACCAUUUCAAUUUUCAAUUCAAAGAUUGGACCCUGACAAUCUAAAUGUAUUGGUAUUGGAAACAAAGUCACUUCAAGGUGGAAUAAUCACUCAACAUAGAACAAAAUCAGGUGAUCAAACUAAUCAACAACAACAACCUCAUCAUCAAAAAUAUGAGAGUACUGAAGGGUUAAAGUUUGGUCCUCACGCAUCACUCAAGUCUCUUUGUUUAGAAUACGAUGACCCAUCUUGUCUAAUCAAUGACUUGGGACUCGACCAAUUGGUAUCGUUGACGGAUCUAUGCAUCAAGAGUUACAAUGCUUUUGCAUUUGGACCAUGUAACUUGCCAACCAGUCUGACAUCUUUGUCUUUAAACUUGACAGAGGUACCUCUACAAAAUACAUUCCGUGUGUUUACAUCGCUUGUCACGCUAGAGAUCAGCUUUUCAAAGGAGCAAGAGGAAGACCAUAUAUCAUUCAUCGAUCUCGAGGAUAUGUGUACUCUUACGACAUUCAAGUUUAUGGAUAACGCUCGAUUCAUGAAUCACCGCCUCGAGAUUAGUGUCCCUCCUUCACUCAAGGUUCUCCAAUUUAUGACUGAAAUCGCGAGGGUCUCAUCGGAAUUUGGACCCAUUCCAGCCAAUGUCACCCCACCCAGUCUUGAAAAGUUAAAAAUAUAUAGAUACGUCAAAGAAUAUAUUCUUGACCAAGUAUUACCAUCGUCGCUCAUACAUCUAACGAUUGUUGGAGUAUAUACCCCAACCAUUAAAUAUCUAUCAAUAUCUUUAGUCCCUGAUAGAGGCGUAUCGAAAUUUCAUCCAAUCUAUUCAAUCAGCUCAAAGUUAAACAAACCUAUCAUCUCCCAACCACAACAACUACCACCCAACAUUACACAUCUAACUUGCAGAUAUUGGGCACAAUUUUACACUACGGUGGCAUUUAGAUUAGAUGAAGUAAUCAAUCACACCAAUGUUAGAUAUUUAGAUAUCAUCUUUUCCAAUCUACAGCAUGAUCAAUUUUCAAUUCAAAGAUUAGACCCGGACAACAACAAUGUAUUGGUAUUGGAAACAAAGUCACUUCAAGGUGGAAUAAUCAAUCAAAAAAAGACAACUAGCUAUCAACAACAAUAUGACCCCAUUUAUUUAUAUUUUGAUAUUUUACAAAUUAAAUAA
This is a messenger RNA of Cavenderia fasciculata, 2781 nucleotides long. RefSeq lists its product as uncharacterized. The record is from RefSeq and is a predicted model, not a curated record. Bases 1 to 2781 code for a protein of 926 amino acids. NCBI's taxonomy places the organism in Eukaryota, Evosea, Eumycetozoa, Acytosteliales, Cavenderiaceae. The transcript has 5 exons.